AUGACGAUGUCGCUACUAUGCGUCACGAUCAAGAAAGCGCGACUACAGGGCAGCGUUGACGAGUUCAACACAUAUGUCACGGUCAAACUACAAAAUGUCAAGUCCACGACAGCGGUGGUACGAGGGAAUCAACCGUGCUGGGAGCAGGAGUUCAUCUUUGAGACGAAUCGCCUGGAUGAAGGGAUGAUCAUCGAAUUGUGGUCGAAGGGUGUGUUAUGGGACCGAUUGCUCGGUGUCCACUUCAUGCCGCUCACCGAUGUCCGUUACUGCGCGGCUCCUGGUGAUGGAAAAUGGUUGCAAAUGGAUCAGGAAUUGGAGACACGUAACGGACAAACGAUCGGCACCAGCAAACCCACCGGUCACAAUGUUCUCGUUGAUUCACGGUUCGAAUUGCCUUUUGAUGCUCAAUCAGAAGACGCCGAGGAACUACAGGCCAAACUGCAGGCACUAAAUCGAUUGAUAGAUAGCGACCAAGUCGUACCAAAUAACCACCAACGUGUGCCUUUCACUCACUCCGGAAUUUCUGAAGAUAGCGACUAUACGUCCGACGUCUCGUUCCCGAUCCACCAUCAACCGAACAGCUCUGCUCACCAAUGGGAUUCGCAUCUACACCCACAUAGAUAUCGACAUCAUCAAAAAGACACAGUCCUCUUUCACCACUUCAGUCCAGAACUUUCCGUUUUCGGCCAUUUGGCUUCUUCCAGCUCGAACCCGACGAACUCCUCAGAACUCGUUGAACAAGGCGAUCUGAUGGUCUCCUCAAUAUAUGACCAAAGAAGCGAAGACGAUUUACUUUAA
Molecule: messenger RNA, 798 nt
Organism: Necator americanus (New World hookworm)
Lineage: Eukaryota; Metazoa; Nematoda; Chromadorea; Rhabditida; Ancylostomatidae
Exons: 9
Coding region: 1-798 (265 amino acids)
Biological process (GO): synaptic vesicle priming; synaptic transmission, glutamatergic; synaptic vesicle maturation
Cellular component (GO): presynaptic membrane; synaptic vesicle membrane; terminal bouton
Molecular function (GO): syntaxin-1 binding; calmodulin binding; diacylglycerol binding
Source: RefSeq, a predicted model, not a curated record